Molecule: messenger RNA, 1168 nt
Organism: Anguilla anguilla (European eel)
Lineage: Eukaryota; Metazoa; Chordata; Actinopteri; Anguilliformes; Anguillidae
Gene: b9d2
Product: B9 domain containing 2
Exons: 4
Coding region: 343-870 (175 amino acids)
Biological process (GO): cilium assembly
Cellular component (GO): MKS complex
Source: RefSeq, a predicted model, not a curated record
UUGCGUCCGUAGCAACGGUAACCGAAAACAAAGUAUCCCUACAUCCGGUUUUGGUCGCCAUCUUGUGAAAUAGGCCUAUCGCUGCCCUUGGAUGAAACCGGAACUUGUUUAGUUGGCGGUUUAAAACAGGAUCUUUUAACCUGUAGAAGGAAAGACGUCCAGCUGGUUUUGUAGAACAGUGUUGCUUGCGGUUUUGGUUGCUAAGGAAGUGACGCUGUAUCUUCGCCUCGCUGGGGCCGUGGCAACGGCAGGUUUGUGUAAACAACGGGACUGAUUUUUAUUAAUGAAUGGGCUAAUCUAACUAAAUUCAACACAUCGGAAAAUCUGGUUCUUUCAAACAGAAUGGCAGAGCUGCACAUCAUUGGUCAGAUCGUGGGGGCCAGCGGCUUUCCUGAGAGUACGCUGUUCUGCAAGUGGGGCGUUCACACAGGAGGGGCAUGGAGGCUGCUCUCUGGGAUAAGGGAAGGACAGACUCAGGUAGACUCCCCACAGAAUGGGGAGAUGGCUUUCUGGAGUCACCCCAUUGACCUGCACUACACCACCAAAGGACUGCAAGGCUGGCCGAAGGUCCACCUGCAGGUGUGGCACCAGGACUCGUUUGGGCGCUGCCAGCUUUUCGGCUAUGGGUACUGCCACGUGCCCUCCAGCCCCGGGCACCACCGGCUGCGCUGCGCCACCUGGAGGCCGCUGGGCUCGUGGCAGGAGCAGCUGGCGCAGGCCUUCGUGGGCGGGGGGCCCCAGCUGCGCACCCCGGACCUCAUCUACAGCGGCGCCGACCGCUACCGGCUGCACACGGUCGCCAUGGGCACCGUGGAGCUGGAGCUGGGGAUCGUGCUGCGCCACUUCGACAAGUACGGCGUGGAGAGCUGAGGGGGGGUGCGUGGCAGGGCGGGGCCAGGAGGACGGGGCGGGGCCGGGAGGAUGGGGAAGAGAGACGGAGCGACGGGGGGGACGAGGGAGGAGGGUGGCUCACUGUGGGGCUUUCUACCAAGAGGAUGCCAGGAAAAAAGAAGGGUGGUGUACUGUUUGCGGAACUGGGAGGAUGGUUAAAUGAGAGAAGUGCAUUGUGGGUGGAAGAGAGCCAGAGAUAAAGUUCUGGAAAAAAUAAUUUGGGCUCUGGGAUUGAGCUUGCCCAAUUGCACUGUUGUAAGAAAUCUGCUUACAUGCU